Molecule: messenger RNA, 6046 nt
Organism: Biomphalaria glabrata
Lineage: Eukaryota; Metazoa; Mollusca; Gastropoda; Planorbidae
Product: ankyrin repeat and SOCS box protein 1-like
Exons: 6
Coding region: 158-1105 (315 amino acids)
Biological process (GO): intracellular signal transduction
Cellular component (GO): cytoplasm
Molecular function (GO): protein binding
Source: RefSeq, a predicted model, not a curated record
AUUAUUGCCAUUUCCGGUUAUGAUCGCUUAUUUCUGUCUGCUUCUUUCGAUAUCGACUUCUGAGAGAACUAUUAAUUUAAAAGAACAAUCAGGAAUACUCUUCUAGAAGUUCCAUACAAUUAAAUGUUUUUAGAGGCUGGUCAUGUGACAGCACAUCAUGAUCAAAGCUGAAAUGUUAUCUCAUUCUGAAUCACCAGCAUCCAAAGAAGUAUCACAAAUGGUUGCAUACCAAUUUAAGAACUGCUUGCCCCAUUCAAAAGGGGAAUCACAGCUCCAUGUUUUAGCCUUCCAAGGAGAAAGUGAUAAGCUGAAGCAGUUGCUGAUACUUAUUCGAGCUGAGCCGAAUCGCCUGAAUGCUAUCAAUCAGCGUAAUCGCCUGGGCUGCACUCCUCUGAGACUUGCAGCAACAAGUGGUCAUCUAGAUUGCUUGAAUCUGCUUCUGGAGGCAGGAGCCAGUGUGGACAUCUCUGAUGUCAAGUGCCAGACUCCACUUUUUGUUGCCAUCAAGAACCGCAGAUAUGAAUGUGCAGAGAAACUUCUUCAGGCGGGAGCUUGUCCAGAAGGGGAUAGUAGUAAUUCUUCCACCCCUUUGUAUGUUGCCUUCAUGAACAGAGACCUUCGGUGUCUCUUGUUACUGUUGGAGUAUGGAGCUCAUCCGGAUCAAUUAACUCACUCAGUCCAGUUUCUGCCCACCAAGUACACACCAAAAAUAACCUCACUACGAGCAGCAGUGGAUUAUUUAAAUGGUCCUGAAGACACUUACAAAGCUGUGAGAGCUUUGCUAAUAAGAGGAUGCAACAUAGACAAUUUCACAUACCAUAGCAUCAUAUAUCAAGACAACGAGAGGCUGGUAGACCUUUUGUACAACUUUGGCCUAGACUCAACAACCAGAGAUGUCAACAACAGACUAGCCAGUGAACUUGAUCUCAAUAAUCAAGCAAAAAGAAAACUCUGUUUAUUAAGAACCACACCCAGAAGUUUGUUGUCUGCCUGCAGAGUGGCUAUUAUUUCCUGUCUAGCCAAGCCCAGAAGAAAUCUGUGUGUUUUGGAUUGCCUGCCCCUGCCAGCAUCAAUGGUUUCCUAUUUGAAAUUUAAUGAUGUAUGAGGGUUAGUGUACAAAUGAUGAAUUCAUCAAUUGAAUUAAGAAACAAAUACUUGUGGAUAUGACCAGUCCAGUUUGCCCCUUUCAAACUUCAUCCCUCAGCCACACCUUCAAACUAACCACAAUUGUUUUUUCACUUAGAUGGUUAACACUUCAGGAACCAAAAAAAAAAAAGCCACAAGUCAAAAUUUGUGUACUUUGUUUGUUUGAUGUUUGAUUGAACUUUGCGCACUCACUUUAACUUAUGAACUAGUUAUUAAAAACCUUUUUUCUUAUUUAUUGGGUCAUAUGUGCUAAUGGUUUACAUUUUCAAAUUCCAAUUUAUCAUUUCAUUACCAAUAACUUUGAUUAGGGUAAGAUGUGGAAUUAUAAAUGUUUUUCUGGCAAAUGCAUAGCAUUUGUGUUGUUUUUUUUCUGGUUCUGUGACAGUUUGUGUUCCUUAAGAGCCAGAAAUGAUUAAAGGCAGCUAUUAAAAAAAAAGAGGGGGGGGGGGGUUUUGAGAAGAAAUGUUCUAAUGGACCUUCACAUUGACUUUGCAUAACUGGAGAGGGAUUUUGACUCUUUCGCCUUCCCUGCUCCUGUAAUAUUAAUCACUUUGCAAUAUCGGCCAGGAGGAAGAGAGAGGUUUGAGUGAAGGAAAUAAAUUUGCUACCAAUUGUUGAAAUCAUUCCUGACCAAGCCAAACCCCAAUACAUUUUGAUGUGUUCUGUCUCUUGAAUUGAUGCUAUUCAGUUUUGUCUUUUACAGCACUUAUCUCUGUUUUAAUUAGUUUUAAAGUUAUUUUAAUUUGGGACACAUCUAGCCAGUGAUUUGUAUAAUACUUAUUCUAUUUAUUUUUAAAAGAUUUUUUUUCAACUUUAAAAAAAAAAAAUAAACAAUGCAUUCUGGUCAUCGCCUCUCAUUUGCAAUAGAAUUCCUCGUCUUUCCUCCCAAGCAAAAGAAAAACUAUCAAAAUAUAAAAUGUAUUUUAUAAAAUCAACAAAAAAACUUAUUUAAGGGGAAGAACCACAAAAAUCACUGCCAUAUAUCUCAGUGCUUCAGUGUUUAACACCAUUUUUUCUAUGUAAAACAAAACUAGUGUUUUGAUUUACAGAUAAUGAAUAUAUGAUUCUUUUUUUUUUCUUUGCAAUAAUAACUUUGUAAUUGAUGUUAAUUUUUUGAUUGAAUGUGAUGUCAUUGACUAUAAAUAGUUAUGAAAAAAUUUGUACUUGAUCCGAGAAUGGGAAGUUGGACAAAUUAUUUACUAAAUGUAAUAAUUAGGGAAUAAUUCCACCCACAUCUCUUUAUACUUUAGGAUUUAUUACCAAACAAAAUAAUUAAUUACCAAUGAUUAAUGAACUGUUUGGUUAAUUUUGAUUUUUGACUGAUUCAUGUUUUGUUUGGUACAAUAAAUAAUUGUGUAAAGUUUCAACUUGAUCUGAGAAUGGGUGUAGGAGAACUAACAUCUACAAAACUUCUACCAGACAGAGUGAGUUGAAAUACACUUUUAAAUAAGUAACAGGGCUAACACAGAAUCUUUGUAUCAUAAUUGUAGAAUCAAGAUGAAACAGCAAAUAACUUUUUCUUGCACCAACAAAAUGGAGCACUUUUUUUCCCCCUGUAUUUCCACCUAUGUAAAUAGUUGUAAUCAGUUAAAAUAUUACAUAUUUUAUAAAAGAUUUGUUUCAUUAAAUUAAUUGUUUUAUUAAUUUUAAUUUUAUACAUAUACGUAUAUGUAGAUAUAUAUUUUGAUGUGAUCCCACCUAUUUUUUACUUUGUUGAUACAGAAAAAUAUAUAUCUCUUUACUGAGCUCUCUUGUUAUAUAAUUUUGGAUGUAGUAUUUGAUAUUCUCUUGUUCUACUCUAAUGUGUUCAGUAUUACUUUUUAUUACUUCACACUUGUAAUAUUUAUUUUCAUCCUUGACCAUAUUGCAUUGUAUGAGGAGUGAAUCUCACAUUUCUGACUUUAACAAACAUUCAGUAUUGUACAUCAUAACGUGUAGGAGAAUGACAAGGGCUUUUCUUUGUUGUACUUUUUAAAAAGUUAUAUGUUCUGCACCUUAACUUAUCCUUGCACUUGUUACUGGGCCUGUCUGAAAUAAGUUAAAGCACUGCUAAUGACACUAGCUAACCCUAAUAGGCGAUAAGUCACAUUUAUCUGUCCUAAUAAAACUGGUUAAGGAAAAAUGAUUUCAUCUACUGGGAUGCGUGGUCCAGAGGCUAAGUAUGCUUGAACUUGGCUUAGCUACCUAUGAAGGGGGCUCGAGGUUCAACACCUGAAUCAGGCAGAGUUAUGAUUACUCAGCGCCUAAAGGCAGCAUGGAAAACCUCCUAGAUACCCCCUCCCCCCACUGGUCCACAAAUGAGAUUGGACCAUAGCACUCUGAGCUUGCUAUAAGAAUGAAAGUAGCGCUAUAUAAAAAGCUGUAAGUAAUUCAUUUAUCUUUUCAAAUAUUCCUUCUCCUGGCUUAUCUGCUUUUUCUUUAUUGUAUGGAGCUAGAAGCUUUUAUUGCUGAAACAAAGGAUUAAACAUGAUGUGUAACAUAUAAUAAUAGCAGUACAAAGUUUAUUGAGAGUAGAAGGUGAAGAAAAUAUGGGGAAACACUGAUAAGCCCUGUCAAGGGCACAAACCAUGAUCCAGUGCCUAGCAGCGACCAAGUACCAAUGCAACUUCUCCUUUGAUUAUCCAGCUCUCAAAUAAAAAAAAAAGCUGUUGUUAUCUGGCCUCCACAUUGCUACUCGGGUCAGGGGAUUAUGUGCACCUCCUAGAGCCGGCCCACAUCUUUGUCCAUAAUCCUCCUCACAAGCAAUUCUAUAUUUAGAGUCAACACAAAUUGGAAUCUGAGGCUUCUUCCACAAAGACCAAAAUGAGACGUUGACAUUAAUACAUCAUGUUUACUCUUUCUUUAUGGUACAUGAGUUGUUUUUUAUUUGCAUUUUAAGGUAUACAAGUAAGGAGCAGUUAGCUUUUGUAAAACAUUUAUUUCACUUCAUCUUAUCCUUAGGUUAAAAUAGAAUGAUCAAAUUAUUCAAAAUUAUCUCAGUUAUGCAUUAUCUAAGAAUAAAUUUGAAAAUGAAGCCUUAAUUGGGCACUGCAAUAUAUAUUUGAUACCAAGUUUGGUAACUGUGAUUGAGCUUGUUCUAUUUUUUAAAAUCCUUUUAGAACUUGUGCAACCUAGAUACAAUGCUAUAGAAUGCAUUACAUUCUAUAGGUUAGACCAGGGGUGCCACUUUUCCGGAAUAACCCGGAAAUCCGGUUUUGAGGGGUCCGAUUUUCCCCCCCCCCUCCGGGUUUGCCUUCUACAAUUUUGUAAAAAUCCAGGGUUUAGUUGAUUUAGACUUUUUCGAAAUUUCUGGUCAUUUUCCCCCGUUAAUUUUAGUUUGUUAGUUCCGAUCGCGCGAGCCGCCAUUUUAAAACAAAAUCGACCAGUCUCAUAUCUCGCUAUUCGCGAGACUUUCACUUUGCAUGCGCACUAAGCUUUAUUUACCGGUACAGUAUUUUUUUUUUUUAAGUGACAAAAAAGUGUAAACAUUCUAGAUCUAGAUCUAUAAAGAAUUUCUAGAUCUACGGAACGCGCCUCGAAUCGGCUCGAUUUAGAGUCUAGAUCUAUUUCUAUGAUCAAUCUAGAUCUGAUCUAGACUGUAAAGUCUUGUAUUUAGUAUAGAUAUAGUCUAGAUCUACUCGCGUACCUAGCGGCUAGUCCUAGAUCUAGAAAUAGAAAGAAAAAAAAAUUCACGAGUGAGAAUUUUUUUUUUUUUCGUGUUUUAUAUUUUAAAAUUUGUAUAGGUUCCAUAUAGACAUAGAGCCUUAGCUUAUGUCAAGAGUAUUAUAGAAGUAGGAUCUAGAUUUAGGAUAUUUAUAUCGUUUUUAGAUCAGAACUAGAAUCAAUGAUUGAAGAAUUAAAUUAGUAAGUUUGCGUUCGCCUGAAGGCUAAAAAAAAUAGAUCGAUUGGUCAAUAGAUUUAUACAAAUAAAUUAUAAUUAUGUAUAGGCAGUCCAGCACAUUCUAGCCAUCUAGGUCUACAUUUAAAUAUUAGAAACUAAAUCGUAAUGUUCAUUUUGGAGUAGAUCUGUACUAAAUCUCAAAAUCAAUUUUAUCUUGUUGCAAUAGAUUUACAGGUCCAUGCAUGUACAUUGAUGGAAUCAGUUUUAUCAAUGUUGAUUAAAGUAGGCUGCUUCAAAGGAAUAAUGAGGGAAAAAAUGUUAAGAGAGAAACAUCAUUUAAAAUAACUGUGUGUUUGGGGGGGGGGGUUACAAACAUUGUUAAUAUAAAAUUGUACUAAAUCCUCUUAACUUGUAUUACAAGCUUUAUCAAUAAAUACACACAAACUCUAUUUAUUAUAAUGAUAGGCUUACUAAUUACAUAUUUAAAACAUGGGGGGCAUAUUAUGAUACAGAUCUAGGUAGUAAUUUAAUACUGUUCUUCUUUCGUAAAAUUUUGGUGCUUAAAUUGUAUAUGCGGUACGUUUCAGGGUUGGUAAAGUUUGGGGUUUAUGAUUUCAGGGUUUGUCAAAUUUGGAAAUUCUGGUUUCAGGGUUUACUUGGUCUCAUGGGUGGCACCCCUGGGUUAGACAAUCUAAUAUCAUUUUAUCCUUACAAGUUUAGCUAUUCCUUAUUAUACUUCUGGGCAAGUAAUAUAUUUAAAAAAAAAAUAUAAUACAUUAGUUGUAGCAGUUGAAUAACUGACUCGUUUAUUCAUUGGUCUUAUUGCAAUCAUGUCAUGUGACACUCUGUUCCACAAGUGCAAUUAUUUACUAGUUUUACAUUGUUGACACAAUUUCUCUGUUUCAAACUGAACAAAAAUGUUGCAUUUAUCUAGAAACUAUGUCUACACAUUUAUUUUUUUUUUUGUAUAGAUUCUUCUCUGCAAUACAGGAAGUGAGUUAUGACACUGUGAUCAAUGAAUGUUCACUUAUUUAUACAUCACCUUACAUUUUCAAGCAAUAAAAUGUUUAUCAAGUCUAA